CUGGCAACGCCAAGUACGUUCGUCACUGACACAUUCCAAAAAAGAACUCUGAGCGGUUUUGACGUGUAUAAAAUUUUCUACAGUUUUUUGGGGUUUCAUUUACUUUCUUGAAAUAUAUAAAAUGACCAACUUCAGUGAAGACCAAUUGGCUGAAUUCCAAGAGGCCUUCAACCUCUUCGACAAUCGCGGUGAUGGUAAAAUCCAACUGAGUCAAGUGGGCGAGUGUUUGCGUGCACUCGGUCAGAAUCCCACUGAAUCGGAUGUAAAGAAAUGCACUCACCAAUUGAAGCCUGACGAACGGAUUAGCUUCGAAGUUUUCUUACCUAUCUAUCAGGCGAUUUCCAAGGCGCGUUCUGGCGAUACUGCCGAUGAUUUCAUUGAAGGUUUGCGCCACUUCGACAAAGAUGCCAGCGGUUUCAUUUCAUCAGCUGAAUUGAGACAUCUACUAACUACGCUGGGUGAGAAGUUAACCGAUGAAGAGGUCGAACAGCUAAUGACCAAUCAAGAGGACACACAAGGCAAUGUGAAUUAUGAAGAAUUUGUGCGUAUGGUAAUGAAUGGUUAGAUGGAAAUAAUGUUUAUACGUUUAGCAGUGGCCUGCAUUUAAAUAAAUAAUAAAGAAAAUUAAAAAACGUUUAUAAUUCCCUUAACAUGCCUACCUGUAUCAAUAUUAAUGAACACAAUGAAAAUAGUAAUUAACAAAAAAAUUUAAAAAUAAUAAAUAAUUAUAUAAGUAUAUUAAACAAAAAGUAUUCCAAGCGCAUGUGCAGCAAAUGUUUGUCGCCAAUUCGAGAAUUUAUAUAUUGAACUAAAGUAUAUACUUACUUUUAUUGUUAUUGAAGCACAUUGCAGCUGUUUGUAUGUAGCAUAUGUAUUUAUGUGUAAGCUGCAUGUGGCAGUGCAACUUUGCAUAUCCUCUAAAAUAGAAAAAAGUUAAUAAUGCAUGUAAGCUUUUUAAGGCAUAUUACUUACGUUCGUACAUAUGUAUGUAAAUCAAAUAAUGAUUAAAUGUUUUUUGUA
Molecule: messenger RNA, 1020 nt
Organism: Rhagoletis pomonella (apple maggot)
Lineage: Eukaryota; Metazoa; Arthropoda; Insecta; Diptera; Tephritidae
Product: myosin-2 essential light chain
Cellular component (GO): myosin II complex
Molecular function (GO): calcium ion binding; myosin heavy chain binding
Source: RefSeq, a predicted model, not a curated record